AUGAGCACCCCCAAGGAAAAGCAGGACGUCCAAGUCCGUGACAAGGCAAGCGAUAACGACGCGCUCGCGGCACUGGGAUACAAGCAAGAGUUCAAGAGGGCGUUCCAUCCAGUCGAAGUCUUCGGACUAGGCUUCAGCAUCAUUGGACUCUUCCCUUCCAUUUCCUCUGUCCUGGUGUUCGCGCUCCCGUAUGGCGGGCCCGUCGCUUUGGUUUGGGGCUGGGGGAUCUGCUCCUGCUUCCUCUUCCUCGUCGCCUGCGCACUCGCCGAGCUCGGUUCCGCCGCACCCACCUCGGGUGGACUUUACUACUGGACGUGGAUGUACGCGACCCCACGCUGGCGCAAGGUUCUCUCCUGGCUUGUCGGCUACAUGAACUCCGUGGGUCUCAUCGCGGGCCUCGCGUCGAUCGACUGGGGCUGCGCCGUCCAGCUGCUCGCCGCGGUGUCGAUCGGGAGUGAUGAGACGUUUGUGCCUACCGUCGCCCAGACAUACGGGGUGUACGCCGCGUUGCUCAUAUGCCAUGCCGUCGUUGCCUCUUUGGCGACCUCCAUCAUUGCUCGGCUGCAAGGCGUGUACAUCGCGCUCAACCUCCUGCUUUGUUUGGCAGUGAUCAUCGCUCUGCCGGUCGCCACCCCAAAGGAGUUUAGAAACGAUGCGUCCUUCGCCUUCGGCGGAUUCAUGAACUUCCAAGGUUGGCCCAACGGGUUCUCAUUCGUUCUCAGCUUCCUCGCCCCCCUGUGGACGAUCGGCGGAUUCGAUGCGCCUGUGCACAUCAGCGAAGAGGCGUCGAAUGCCCGUACCGCGGUUCCCUGGGCUAUAGUUUGCGGUGUGGGCAUAGCUGGCCUGCUUGGCUUCAUCCUCAACAUCGUUAUCUCGCUGUUCAUGGGCACCGACAUAGAGAAUAUCCUCUCUAACCCCAUCGGGCAGCCAAUGGCGACGAUUCUUUUCAACAGCCUCGGAAAGCGCGGUGCGCUGGGGAUAUGGUCAAUCGUCGUCUUUGUUCAAUUCCUGAUGGGCUCUGCCAUCCUCACCGCGGCGUCGCGCCAAAUGUUCGCGUUCGCACGUGACGGCGCCCUGCCCUUCUCCGGAGUCAUCUACCGCGUAUAUCCGCGCACGCAAACCCCAGUCGUCGCCGUCGUCACCUGCGCCGGCGUCGCGCUCGCGCUCGGCCUGAUCUCCUUCGCGGGCACCGUCGCCGACAGCGCGCUCUUCUCGCUCGCGAUCGUGGGCCAGUACACCGCGUUCGCGAUCCCGAUCGCCAGCCGCUUCCUCGGCGGGGCCUCCGCGCGGGGGGUGUGGGUCCCCGGGCCCUUCACUCUGGGGCGCCUGGGCGCCCCGGUCGCGGCGGUCGCGGUCGCGUGGAUGACGUUCUCGAUAGUCAUCCUCGCGUUCCCCACGGCGCCGGGCCCGGAGGCGUCGAGCAUGAACUACAUGGUCGUUGUGUGGCUCGGGGUCGUCGCGCUCUCGCUGUUCUACUACAACUUCCCGCGCUACGGCGGGAAGCACUGGUUCAAAGGCCCGCAGGUCACGCUCGAUGCCGACAGCGUGGCGGGUUCGAUAGAAGGGAGCGGGGAAGGGGUAGAGGAGAAGCAUAUGGAGUGA
Molecule: messenger RNA, 1602 nt
Organism: Epithele typhae
Lineage: Eukaryota; Fungi; Basidiomycota; Agaricomycetes; Polyporales; Epitheliaceae
Product: APC amino acid permease
Exons: 12
Coding region: 1-1602 (533 amino acids)
Biological process (GO): transmembrane transport; amino acid transport
Cellular component (GO): membrane
Molecular function (GO): transmembrane transporter activity
Source: RefSeq, a predicted model, not a curated record